AGGUAUCGUAUUUCCUGGGUAUUCAUUUUGAACAGAAACAGAAUGAAAUCAAGAUGGAUCAAAAGAUGUACAUACAAAAGAUGCUUGAAAGGUUUGGCAUGUCAGAAUGCAAACCUAGAAGCACUCCUGAACAGAAAGUAGAACUGAACAAAAAUCCAGUUAAUAGACAGAGGUCAGACAUAUUGAUGUCAAAUAUCAUUUCAUUCGUGAGGCACUCACUGAAGGGAAAAUGUCAUUGGUCUAUUGUCCUACAGAAGACAUGGUUGCAGACAUCUUAACCAAACCUACUACAAGAGUCAAGAUUGACAAAUUCAAAUUAUUAUUUUUUUUGGAAACUAAUGUGUUUCACUGUUUCAUGGUCAUGAGAUCAAGGGGGGGUGUUGAGUAAAUGUGAUCUCAUUGUAAUUAAUGCUGUUUCUGUGUAUCAAGAGAGAGGCUUGCUGUUGUUGUUUUGCGCCUCCAACAGGUUAUAUAAGGUAGUGCAUGCUCGCCUGUGUUAUCAUCACGUGAUCUCUUCCGGUUCACUUCGCGCGAGAGAAUAUGAGAGACUCACAGAAAGAAGCGCGAUGAAGUUGUGUUCUAUUUCCACAGUUACCGAUGUUUUGUUUCCCGGUGCUGUGAGGCAUUGUACUGAACCAUCCUUAAAAUAAACCAUCAUCUUUCUUUUAUAUUCAACUUGAGUAUUCAUUGAAGAUGAGUGAAGAAAGAAGAAACCCAACAAUGGCCAUAAGAUAUGAACGCUCGUCAAGAAGAACGUCCCCUUCAGCAGCAGGAGGAUCCACAGCCCCCCCACAUUAAAGAGGAAGAGGAGGAAGUGUGGAUCAGUCAGGAGGGAGAGUGUCCUGUAGGGCAGGAGGAGGCUGAUGUCAGCAAGUUUCCACCGACUGUUGUCUCUGUGAAGACUGAAGAGCAUGAAGACAAACCACCUGAGUCCUCACAGCUUCAUCACAGUCCAAACGUCUGUGAAGAACAUCUUCUCUCUGAGCAACAGAAGUGGAGCUUCAGGAUGGGCAAGGAGGAGCCACAGCCCUUCCACAUUAAGGAGGAAGAGAAGGCGCCACAUAUAUUGCAAAUGCAAAGGGAAGAAAAUAACCCACUGACCUCCCAUUUUAAAGAGGAAGAGGAGGAACACAGCAUCAGUCAAGAAUGGUUGGAGAAGUUCCAUUUGAUUGUGAAGAGUGAAGAUGAUGAGGUGAAAGGUGAAAGUGAGGAGAGGGGAGGGGGGGAGCCUCCAAGCAGCAGCUCAACACAACACAUGACAACAGAAGCUGAUGGAGACCACUGUGGAGGAUCACAAGCAGACAAGCUCUUAGCUCCACUAUCAGAUAGUGAGGACACAACGUCACACUCUCCUGACACUGAUGAUGAAGACUCUAAAGAUGAUAAGACAUGUCACACUGACAACACUCACUUCACAUCUUCUCACUGUCACAAAACUUUUAAAUACCAGUCGUCUGAAAUCACACAUGAGAACACACACUGGAGAAAAAACUUUUUCAUGUUCAAUCUGUCGUAAAUGUUUUACUUUAAAGCACAAUUUCAAAGUACACAUGAGAAUACAUACUGGAGAACAACCUUUUUCCUGCUCAGUAUGUGGUAAAAGAUUUGUAUUAAAUCAAAGUUUAAAACUACACAUGACAACACACACUGGAGAAAAACCUUUUUCAUGUUCAAUUUGCGGUAAAGAUUUUACUCAAAAGCACAAUUUUAAAGCACACAUGAGAACACACACUGGAGAAAAACCUUUUACAUGUUCAAUCUGCGGUAAAGAUUUUACUCUAAGGUACCAAUUCAAAGCGCACAUGAGAAUACACACGGGAGAGAAACCUUUUUCCUGCUCAGAAUGUGGUAAAAGUUAUGUCAUAAAUCGAAGUUUAAAAGUACACAUGAGAACACACACAGGUGAGAAAGUGUUGAGUUGCAGUGUGUGUGGUGAAAGAUUGUCUUCUAAGUAGCAGUGUAAGAAACACAAGUGUGCUGGUGAGAACAGCAGCAGCAAAUGAAACUGCAGGAUUUGAAAUAAACUGUCCAGACUUUAAGUUUAAGUAACAUCAGCACAAGUAACAUGUGUGACAUAAUAAUUUGGAACAACAUAUGCUGCCAUUUAAGCGCCAUCUUUUUCAUGGACACCCCUGUUUAUUUCAGCAAGACAAUGCCAAGCCACAUUCAACAUAUGUUACAACAGCGUGGCUUGGUAAAACAAAGAGUGCGGGUACUUUCCUGGCCUGCCUGCAGUCCAGACCUGUCUCCCAUGGAAAAUGUGUGGCGCAUUAUGAAGCGUAAAAUACAACAGCGGAGACCCUGGACUGUUGAACGACUCAAACUCUACAUAAAACAAGAAUGGGAAAGAAUUCCACUUUCAAAGCUUCAACAAUUAGUUUCCUCAGUUCCUUAACGUUUAUUGAGUGUUGUUAAAAGAAAAGGUGAUGUAACACAGUGGUGAACAUGCCCUUUCCCAACUACUUUGGCACGUGUUGCAGCCAUGAAAUUUUAAGUUAAUUAUCUUAAAAAAAAUAAUAAAAAUUAUGAGUUUGAACAUCAAA
Messenger RNA from Nerophis ophidion (straightnose pipefish), 2543 nucleotides. Its product is annotated as nuclear speckle splicing regulatory protein 1-like. Bases 734 to 1516 code for a protein of 260 amino acids. Lineage: Eukaryota; Metazoa; Chordata; Actinopteri; Syngnathiformes; Syngnathidae. The record is from RefSeq and is a predicted model, not a curated record. The transcript is spliced from 3 exons.